Messenger RNA from Cotesia congregata, 531 nucleotides. The record is from the annotation of a GenBank genome assembly. NCBI's taxonomy places the organism in Eukaryota, Metazoa, Arthropoda, Insecta, Hymenoptera, Braconidae.
AUGUCGUCGUCAUCAAAACAAAAUCCAAAAAAGUUCAAAUGGAAUUUAGAUUUCGCUCACAAAAACAAAUCGGAUAAGAAUGCUGAUUUACCAAACCCACCAGGUUAUAAUUCUGGUGGUGCAUUGUAUCAUAGUAUGGAAAAUUUACGUGAAAAUGACUCAAAUCAUUUGAUUAUUAAAAAAUCAUGGGAUUUAGCUCUUGGUCCAUUGAAACAAGUACCCAUGAAUUUAUUUAUUAUGUUUAUGGCGGGUAAUUCUAUAUCAAUUUUUCCAAUUAUGAUGGUUGGAAUGCUUAUUAUUAGGCCAGUUAAAGCAUUAUUUACAGUUCAACCAACAUUCAAAGUAAUUGAAGGAACGAAUGCAUAUCCUCAAAAAUUUGUAUUUUUAUUAGGACAAUUAGUUAAUAUUGGCUUAGCACUCUACAAGUGUCAAUCAAUGGGUUUACUACCUACACACGCAUCGGAUUGGCUCGCAUUUGUUGAACCUCAAGCAAGACUAGAAUAUUCUGGUGGUGGUUUUAUCUACGCGUAA